This is a messenger RNA of Ornithorhynchus anatinus (platypus), 1823 nucleotides long. It is a transcript of the gene STK32A, whose product is annotated as serine/threonine kinase 32A. Bases 469 to 1644 code for a protein of 391 amino acids. The transcript is spliced from 13 exons. Gene Ontology annotation, biological process: G protein-coupled receptor signaling pathway; regulation of signal transduction; protein phosphorylation. NCBI's taxonomy places the organism in Eukaryota, Metazoa, Chordata, Mammalia, Monotremata, Ornithorhynchidae. The record is from RefSeq and is a predicted model, not a curated record. Gene Ontology annotation, molecular function: G protein-coupled receptor binding; ATP binding; G protein-coupled receptor kinase activity.
CCCUCAGCCCCAUCCCCUGCCCUCGCUACCUCCAUUUGUUUCUCUGCCUCCCUCCUGUCCCUCGUCUGCGUCGAUCAACCCUAGGGUCGUCGGAGAGAGGUCUGCCCCGUGUUCUCCACCGACGCCCCUGCCAGCUUCCCUUCCCACUUCGCUUUCUCGGUUCGGCUUCUUCACCCUUUUCUUUUCCCCGCCUUCCUUCGUGUUCAUUCUCCCCCAUCCCGUCCCGUCCGCUGUCCACAUUUGCAGUUCAACCUGCCGCUGCAGGUAGCUCCUGGUUCCCGGCUCUCGGCUUUCGACUCCCGGCCCUGCGGAAGAGCCCUCCUGCCCGGACGGGACUCGUGUGGCUCACGGUCCCCUUGCCAGAGGAAGAAAAGGCAGAUGCUUCCAUGUGUCUUCUGAAGGAAGCUUCCAGCACUUGGUCCUCCCAGAUAAUGUAACUGUUCCUAGAAGCUCUGAACAGAUUGAAUCAUGGGAGCAAACACCUCCAGCAAAGCUCCAGUGUUGGAUGAAAAUGAGGACGUCAGCUUUGACCACUUUGAAAUUUUGCGAGCCAUCGGGAAAGGCAGCUUUGGGAAGGUCUGCAUUGUUCAAAAAAAUGACACCAAGAAAAUGUACGCCAUGAAGUACAUGAAUAAACAGAAAUGUGUCGAGCGCAAUGAAGUGAGAAAUGUCUUCAAGGAACUGCAGAUCAUGCAAGGUUUAGAACAUCCCUUCUUGGUCAACUUGUGGUACUCAUUUCAAGAUGAAGAGGACAUGUUCAUGGUGGUGGAUCUGCUCCUUGGGGGCGACUUGCGCUAUCACCUGCAGCAGAAUGUCCGUUUCCAGGAAGACACAGUGAAACUCUUCAUCUGUGAGCUAGCUAUGGCCCUAGACUACCUUCAGAGCAGGCACAUCAUUCACAGGGAUAUGAAGCCAGACAACAUUUUGCUGGAUGAGCAUGGGCAUGUGCACAUCACAGACUUCAACAUCGCCACCACAAUGAGCAAGGAGAUGCAGCUCACAGCCAUCGCGGGCACAAAACCAUACAUGGCUCCCGAAAUGUUUAUCUCCAGGAGUCAAAUGGGCUACUCCUUUGCAGUCGACUGGUGGUCACUGGGCGUCACUGCUUAUGAGCUACUGCGAGGCCGGAGGCCAUAUCAUAUCCGCUCCAGCACAUCACCAAGUGAAAUUGUUCACAUGUUCCAGACAGCCAUAGUGACCUAUCCAGCUUCUUGGUCAGGGGACAUGGUAUCACUGCUGCGAAAGCUUCUGGAGCAAAAUCCCGAAAACCGAUUUUCUCAGCUGACGGAUAUCCAGGACUUCCCCUACCUGGCUAACAUGAACUGGGAUGCUGUGUUUCAGAAGAGGUUGAUUCCAGGCUUCAUUCCCAAUAAAGGCCAACUGAACUGUGACCCCACAUUUGAACUGGAAGAAAUGAUCCUGGAGUCCAAACCACUUCAUAAGAAAAAAAAGCGUCUGGCCAAGAAAGAGAAGAACAUCAGGAAGGAUGAUUCAUCCCAGACUCUCCUGCUUCAGGAGCAUCUCGACUCCGUCCAGAAGGAAUUUCUUGUUUUCAACCGAGAAAACUUUCUCUCUUCCAAGGACCAUAAAGGACUCCCAGGCCAGCCAAGGCAGUAUAGCCCAGGAACAAACCAACGACAGUGAAGAUGGGAGUCAGAACAACAACCUCUGAGACCUGCUUCCUCACUGAUGUACCUAAAAGCAUCCUGUUCCAGGGACCCAGGAAGUAUAACUCUCCUGUCCUCCCUCCCCAGCCUCAGGAGAUCUAUAUCUCUGACUUCCACCAGGAGCCUCUGAAAUAAAACAGAAUUCUUUCUCUCCUC